GCAAAGCUCGAUAAAAGCAUUCCUAUUACUUCAUCUCAGAAAAGACAGCAGAAUGGCCAUGCAUUACUUUCUGGCUCAAGUGGCUUUUGCUUUACUCGCAUCUUAUAUUUUGAAGACGUGUAUCUACCGCCUGUUUCUGAGCCCGCUGUCUAGACUGCCAGGUCCGAAGCUAGCUGCUCUCACAUACUGGUACGAGUGUUAUUAUGAUGUGAUCAAGCCCGCUCAAUAUGUUUUCAAGAUCAAAUCAUUACAUGAUCAGUAUCGCCCAGUUGUUCGCAUAUCGCCAACAGAGGUAUCAAUCGCGGACCCGAAAUAUCUAGAGACACUAUAUGCCCCUGGAUCUGGUCACAAACGUGACAAAGACUCUGAAAAGGUUAAGGCGCUGGGGAUAAACUCGUCUAUUGGGGGCGCGGUCGCUCACGAUCUGCAUCGGAGGAGGCGCGACGCCUUGAAUCCGUUUUUCUCGCACUCGAGCAUCGUAAAGCGUGCGCGAACAAUUGAAGAAAAGGCUCGGAAAUUGGAGACAAUCUUUGAAAUGACCUCGGAGGUGAAUCUCUCCGACGUCUACUUCGGCUUCGCUAAUGAUAUCGUGAACGAAUUUUGCUUUGGCCAUAGUACGAAUCUCCUUGAUGAUCUCGCACUUGCCAAUAUUAAGCGCGAGAAUGUCGAUGGCGUCCUCCGUUCCGUCAAGUUCAACUUCCACUUCUCCUGGGUGCGAGACCUGAUGCGUAGACUUCCGUCUAACAUAGCGCGCCGAUUCAUUCCCUCUGGAAUCGGCGACAUGAUCCGUUUUCGUAUUAGCAUCCGGCAAGAAAUCGAAAAGGUACUCAGUCAAAAUCGUGACGGCAACGACAGCGAUGCUUUGACCAAGGCAGAAGAUAGAAAUCCACCAUCCAUCUUCCACGAAUUGCGAAACAGCCCCAAACUUCCCGCAUCAGAGAAAUCAGCCCAGCGUCUCGAAGACGAGGCCACACUUCUCGUCAUGGCAGGCACUCAAUCUGCUCAGUUAUCACUAACGCUAGCACACUAUCACCUCCUCGCCAACCCGUCCGUUAUGGCCAAGCUUCGCGAGGAACUCACUUCGCACCCCUCCGAGACACUAGCAGAGCUUGACAAACUACCGUAUCUCAACGCAGUCAUUCAGGAAGCGCAUCGUCUCAGCUUCGGCCUAACAGGGCGUAAUGCCCGAGUAUGUCCCGACGAAUCCCUGCAUUACAUCGACGAAGCAACAGGGCGCAGGUAUACCUUUCCGCCGGGGACAUCCCUCAGUAUUUCCACACUCUUGGUUCACGCUAACGAAGACAUCUUUCCGGAACCUUUCACAUUCGAUCCCGAGCGAUGGCUUGGCGCUGGUGCCGGGCUCCGCAAGUACCAGAUGGCGUUCUCCAAGGGCCCACGAGCGUGCAUCGGCAUGCACCUUGCGAAUGCCGAGAUGGCGGUGGCUAUGGCUGCGAUGGCACGGUGGAAUAUGAGGCUUUUGGACACUGGUUAUGAAGAUGUGGCUUUCCUACAUGAUUACCAUAUUGCUACGCCGAAGCUAGAUUCGAAAGGGGUACGGGUUAGCAUAGUCCGCACAAGCUAGGAGAUAUUCUCACUCGGCUCAAUGUAUUCUACAUUAUCUUUAUUAAUAUUUUGAUUCCACGAUAUCUUUUAUGAUUUCAUUGAACUGAAGCGUUUUACAAGACAAAUAGAUGGAAUGAGGUGUAAGAAUUGAAAGAGCA
Messenger RNA from Xylaria bambusicola, 1721 nucleotides. Its product is annotated as cytochrome P450 family protein. Gene Ontology annotation, molecular function: iron ion binding; oxidoreductase activity, acting on paired donors, with incorporation or reduction of molecular oxygen; monooxygenase activity. The record is from RefSeq and is a predicted model, not a curated record. NCBI's taxonomy places the organism in Eukaryota, Fungi, Ascomycota, Sordariomycetes, Xylariales, Xylariaceae. The transcript has 3 exons. The coding region runs from base 53 to 1582 and encodes 509 amino acids.